Prunus armeniaca (apricot) is the source of this 477-nucleotide messenger RNA. The record is from the annotation of a GenBank genome assembly. NCBI's taxonomy places the organism in Eukaryota, Viridiplantae, Streptophyta, Magnoliopsida, Rosales, Rosaceae.
AUGUUUACUGUUGUGUUAAUUGGCUCAAUAGUUGGAUUCUCUGGUGCAGCAUUGGGUAGUGUGGGAGGUGUUGGGGGUGGAGGCAAUGCUUGCCUUGAUCAUUGGUUUGAUCCCAAGUCUUCCACUGCCAUUUCUAAGUGUAUGAUAAUGGGUGCUGCAGCCAAUGCUCAUGCUGGGCAUCAGCAUAGGAGUUGCCUUCAACGUCAUGUUCGCCAACUGGAUGGUCACAGUUCUACUUAUCAUUCUCUUCUUAGUUACAGCAGCAAAAGCUUUAAUGAAGGGCAUAGAAACAUGGAAGAAAGAGACAAUGAUGAAGAAGGUAAGGAAGCAGAAAAGCAGUUGGAAUCAGAGUCCAAACCUUUCGGACCCGUCCCGAAUUUCACGGAACCCGAGACGAACCCUGCGGAGACCCCGGCAUCACACCCACGCCGGGUUUACUCCUUAAAUCUACGUCCUCGUUUACCAGAGAGGAUUUAG